CCCAGUAAAGGCUUCUACUCUUCAAAACAACCAUAUCAAGUUUGAUGUCAUUUUUUCUGUGAUGGUGGAAGAAGAAGAGGUGAUUGUUCGUUGCAAAUGCGUAAUCUGCGCUGAAGUAAUCGCUAGGACCAAUAUGACAGCCUUGCUUUGUGGACAUGUUUUCCAUGCUGAAUGCAUUCAAAGUUGGAUUGAUCAUACGGAUACACCCACUUGUCCAAAUUGUGGAGUUUCCAUUAACAAAGAGCAGAUAGUACGACGCUUGUUCUUUAGUGAUACCGAUGAUCUAAACGAUCUAGACGACACAACACUCAUUGAUGAACUUUUGGAAAAAGUUGAUAAUUUGGAGGCUGAGAAUAGCAACCUGAAUAGGCAGCUGGAUGAAGCAAAAAAUUUACAUCAAAAGCUUACAGAAGAAUUAUGUUCAGAACGGGAACAACUGAGGAAGGGGAGUAAAGGCUAUACUGAGGAACAACUAAGGAUUUCAAAGAAAAAGGACGACGAUUUGGAGGCACUUGUAAAGAGUGUCGGGGAAGUGCUGAAGGUUCUCGAACAAAGGGAGACCGAUCUGAAAAUGCUCACUGAAGUUUAUAAUACCGCAGGUACCACGCUACGAAGUGUCGAAGAACACCUGAAGAAUCUGAAAACAAAAGAGACCGAUUCCGGAAUUAGCUGAGCUUUACAGGAGCUAGAUGCAGGGCCAUGUUACUAUAUUUUUGAGACUGAACCUACGCUGCCCACUUUUCUUGCCGGUGAAUGUAAUCACUGGGAAAACGCUCCACAUGAAUCUUUUAUUUAUUUGUUGUACGAAGAUUAUAGCAUUUAUGGAUUUGUCAUGUUUGGUAUGCAUGAAUAGAGUAAACUCGCC
This is a messenger RNA of Cylicocyclus nassatus, 865 nucleotides long. The record is from the annotation of a GenBank genome assembly. NCBI's taxonomy places the organism in Eukaryota, Metazoa, Nematoda, Chromadorea, Rhabditida, Strongylidae.